Messenger RNA from Labrus bergylta (ballan wrasse), 2300 nucleotides. RefSeq names its product potassium channel tetramerization domain containing 1 (gene kctd1). Gene Ontology annotation, biological process: negative regulation of DNA-templated transcription; protein homooligomerization. Gene Ontology annotation, cellular component: nucleus. Gene Ontology annotation, molecular function: transcription corepressor activity; transcription factor binding. NCBI's taxonomy places the organism in Eukaryota, Metazoa, Chordata, Actinopteri, Labriformes, Labridae. The record is from RefSeq and is a predicted model, not a curated record.
CAGAAGACCCUCGGGCGCUACAAUGCUAAUGUUGUCGGGGGCUUUGACUUCUCCCAGCCAUUGCAAAGACGCUGCUCCGUGUGACAGCCACGGCGCCGCUCUUCCCCCGGUGCUCGCUUUUCACGCCUCUCCACAUUUGGCAGGUGUGUGUUGGUGUCAAAAUAAAGAAGAGAGACCGACCGCGUCCUAUCUGCACACCUUCAAGUCUGCGCCGUAAUGGACGAAACGGACAUCAUGGACUUAACGCAUCAGAAAGCGAGGAAGCGACCGCGUCCAAUCAGUUCCGUGGAUGAGUCGGUGCACGCGUCGCUCAAGCGGCUCCCGAUCCGAGCGGCGGAGUGCAGGGAGCCCUCUUCACUCAUGUUCUCAGUCCGAGGAGAGCCGAUGCCCGCUGCGUCUCUCAAGCAGAAUGACCACUCGCUGACAUCCUCUCCAAACACAGUGAUGCCGGCGCAGGAUCAUCGCUCCAGUAUGUCCAGGCCCAUGAUCACACGGUCGCCAGUGUCUCCCUUAAGUAACCAGGGCAUCCCCACACCUGCACAGCUCACCAAGUCCAAUGCUCCUGUGCACAUUGAUGUGGGCGGACACAUGUACACCAGCAGUCUGGCCACAUUAACAAAAUUCCCAGAAUCCCGAAUCGGUCGUCUCUUUGAUGGCACAGAGCCCAUAGUCCUGGACAGCCUGAAGCAGCACUAUUUCAUUGACAGGGAUGGACACAUGUUCCGCUACAUCCUCAACUUCCUCAGGACGUCCAAGCUCCUCAUUCCAGACGACUUCAAAGAUUACAGUCUGUUGUACGAGGAGGCACGGUACUUCCAGCUGCAGCCAAUGCUGGCCGAGCUGGAGCGCUGGCGUCAGGACCAGGAGCUGAGCCGGGUGUCCCGCCCCUGCGAGUGUUUGGUAGUACGCGUGGCUCCUGACCUGGGCGAGAGGAUCACACUCAGCGGAGACAAGGCCCUGAUCGAAGACGUGUUUCCGGAAAUCGGCGACGUCAUGUGCAACUCUGUCAAUGCCGGCUGGAACCACGACUCCACGCAUGUUAUCCGCUUCCCUCUGAACGGAUACUGCCACCUCAACUCUGUUCAGGUUUUAGAGCGUCUCCAGCAACGCGGCUUCGAAAUCGCUGGCUCCUGUGGUGGAGGCGUGGACUCGUCCCAAUUCAGCGAGUACGUCCUGAGGAGGGAACUGAGGAGGUCAAAUCAGCGAGGACCCAAUUCAAACAGGAUAAAGCAGGAGCAGCUGGAUUAGAAACCUCCCAGGCAGCAGGAGGUGCUAGACUUUUUUCUGUGGCAGCCUAAAUGCUUCGAUGCUACAGAGCUCUGUGGACUCUGUUUUUUUUUUUCGUUUCCUUGUUAAUGUUUUUGCUUUUUUGAACUUGAGAACCAUCUAGAGAAUUAAAUAAUGAGGUGCAACAGGAGAUUUUUUUGCCAUAAGAAGAUACAGGACAUUUGAUAAGUUUGAGAUUGCGAGGACAUUUGUGAUUGUCUAGCCCCCAUAAGCCAAUUUAAAAAGGAUUUAUAUAUGCUGGAUCCCCAAACAAAGUUUGUUUUAAAACUUAGAACCUACAUUAGGUUAAAUAUGACUUCUAUUACACCCAUAUAAAUUAAAAAGCCUUUCAUUGCUGAUGUAGUAUAUUGCAAAGCUCGUCAUCAGUGAAUGGAUUUUGUGUCUCACUGGCAAAUUGGAAAAGUCUGUUUUUACCCCUCGCUGUAAAAAAAAAAGUCACUAAUGUGUUGCUUACAGUACAGAAUGUCUCAGUUGUCAUGAAUAUGUUUUCAAAGCAUCCUUUUUUUCACAAUGAACAUGAUGUUGAAUAUUGUAAUACCAAUGAAGUGUUUUUUUUUACAUUGAUGGAAGUUAUUUUAUUAAAUUAAACCUUAAAAUAUAGCUGAAAAUACUAUCAGAAUUAAACACCAUAGUCCAUUCUAUACACAGUAAUACAAUAAUUUAGUAAGUCAUAAAUUCAUUCCAUUUGUCUCAUUAGGGAGUUUGAACUACAAAUCCCACAAUGAUUUAAUUGGAUCAUAAUAUUCCUCUGAGUCAUGACUUGUACUUUUUUUCAUUGUAUAUGUGUGUUUUCUACAUUAAAUCUUUUUAAAGCACACUUGUUGUCUCAGACAUGACUGAACAGAUAAAAGCUUAUUGUACUGCCCACUUCGAGAUCACUUUUACUUGUAGCACAUGUUGAUAUAAAGUUGGAUAUAAAGUAUUUCUAAGAUGACUGACCCACCUACGCUCCCUAGAUUUGAGAAAAGAGGAAUGUAGCAAAAAAAAGUGAAAUAAAUCUCAACUAAAGCUGU